CUCCAGACACACAACCCCUAUAAAAGGUCGUGGUUCAACUCUGCUGGCCUCAGUUUAGCUGCAGAAGCGACGCUGAUCUUCAGAGACGUCCAGUGGAAUCAUGAAGCCCCAUCAGAUCUCUGCCUUCUUCCUCCUGAUGACAGUGCUGCUGUCCUCCACUCUGGCUCACAAUGGCAGUGGACUAGAUCAGUGCUGUUUUACAUACUUUCCUGGAAGACUGAGGAUGGACCUGAUAGUUGGAUAUGUAGAGACGAGUAUGAAAUGCCCUGAACCUGGAAUUAUACUUUACACCAAAAAGGGCAAUGAAGUGUGUGUCGAUCCCAGAGCUCACUGGGUUCAGGGGGUGAAGAAAAGGCUGGAUCAGACCUUCUUUCAGUAAUGCCUCCUUCCUGACUGGAAAAAUAUGAAGAACAAUUUUAUGAAAUUACAUUUCAGCCACUUUUUUAUUCUCCUAGAAUAUUAUUUCCUGUCAUCUUUUGCUGCAUAAUAUACAUCAGUAUCUUUAAUUUAUUGUUUUUUUAAAACAGUAGUUAAAUUCUUCUGUAACGUUAUUUCCUAUCUUCCAAAUCAUAUACAUUUUAACUGCAUAUUAUAGUUUAAUAUCUAAAGUUUUCCAGUAGUUAAAUUUGAGUUGCACAUAUACUGCUUUGCAAGCAUGUUACUAAAUAAAGACUAUUGAAAGGUUA
Molecule: messenger RNA, 686 nt
Organism: Paramormyrops kingsleyae
Lineage: Eukaryota; Metazoa; Chordata; Actinopteri; Osteoglossiformes; Mormyridae
Source: RefSeq, a predicted model, not a curated record